AUGGCGAUUGUGACUUCAUUCCGCAGUUUCAUACGCAACCUUGGAGCAACUCUAGGUCUAGCCAUAGCGGGCACAAUCAUUAACAACAACCUUCGCUCAAAAUUAUCUCAAGUAGCAGACAUUUCCUCAAGCAAUUUACAAUGGCUUCUUGAUAAUCCGAGCGAAGUCCUGGCAGGCUCUGUCACUUUGCCUGGGACUUCCACAAGCGUCGAUCUUAAAGAUGUAUUCGUCGCAGGUUACAAAGUAGGUUUCAGGACGAUCUUUCUUGUGGGAGCGGGACUUUCUGGCCUAGCAUUCUUCUUCGCAUUUGCGUUGUUGCCGCAGAUCGAGCUGUCUCGCCCAGAUGAAGCAAAGCUGAAAGAGGGAGGAAAGAAGUUUGAUGAGCAAUUACGACAGAAAAAGGGAGGAAAGGCCGACACCAAGAUUCAGCUUCACGGCAUCACCUGA
Messenger RNA from Mollisia scopiformis, 447 nucleotides. RefSeq lists its product as uncharacterized. Bases 1 to 447 code for a protein of 148 amino acids. The transcript has 3 exons. NCBI's taxonomy places the organism in Eukaryota, Fungi, Ascomycota, Leotiomycetes, Helotiales, Mollisiaceae. The record is from RefSeq and is a predicted model, not a curated record. Gene Ontology annotation, biological process: transmembrane transport. Gene Ontology annotation, molecular function: transmembrane transporter activity.